AUGGGGGGCAAGUCUGCUACCAAGGCCGCUUACUUCGACAAGCUCAAGGGCUUGCUCGAGGAGUAUGCUAGCAUCUUCAUCGUGGGUUGCGACAAUGUCUCUUCCCAGCAGAUGCACGAGAUCCGUCAGUCCCUCCGUGGCGAGGCUGUCGUUCUCAUGGGAAAGAACACCAUGGUUCGCCGUGCCCUGAAGGGUUUCGUUACUGAGAACCCCGAGUGGGAGCGCCUUCUGCCCCACGUCAAGGGCAACGUUGGUUUCAUCUUCACCAACGGUGACCUGAAGGAGACCAAGGAGAAGAUCCUGGCCAACCGUGUCGCCGCCCCCGCCCGUGCCGGUGCUUUCGCUCCCGGUGACGUCUGGGUUCCCGCCGGUAACACUGGUAUGGAGCCUGGUAAGACCUCUUUCUUCCAGGCUCUCGGUGUCCCCACCAAGAUUGCUCGUGGUACCAUCGAAAUUGUCUCCGAUCUCAAGCUUAUUGAGGCCGGCAGCAAGGUCGGUGCCUCCGAGGCCUCUCUGCUCAACCUGCUGAACAUCUCUCCCUUCACCUACGGUAUGACCAUUCAGCAGGUCUACGACCACGGCCAGUGCUUCGGUGCCGACGUCCUUGACAUCGGCGAGGAGCAGCUCCUGAAGACCUUCAGCCAGGCUAUCCAGACCGUCGCCGCUCUGUCCCUGGCCACCAACAUCCCCACCAUCCCCGCCACCAUCCACUCCAUCGUCAACGCCUACAAGAAGGUUCUUGCUGUCGCUGUCGAGACCGAGAUCAGCUGGCCCGAGAUUGAGGAGCUCAAGGACCGCAUCGCUAACCCCGAUGCCUACGCCUCUGCUGCUCCCACCACCGCCGCUCCCGCCGGUGGUGACGCUCCCGCCGCGGCUGCCCCCGCCGAGGCUGAGGAGGAGUCCGACGAGGACAUGGGCUUCGGUCUGUUCGACUAA
Molecule: messenger RNA, 936 nt
Organism: Penicillium argentinense
Lineage: Eukaryota; Fungi; Ascomycota; Eurotiomycetes; Eurotiales; Aspergillaceae
Product: 60S ribosomal protein uL10
Exons: 3
Coding region: 1-936 (311 amino acids)
Biological process (GO): cytoplasmic translation; ribosomal large subunit assembly; ribosome biogenesis
Cellular component (GO): cytosolic large ribosomal subunit
Molecular function (GO): large ribosomal subunit rRNA binding; structural constituent of ribosome
Source: RefSeq, a predicted model, not a curated record